AUGAACCACUACCAGCUGGAAGAAGAUUCCGUGACUCGGGCGAAGAAGUUUAAGAGGUUUGCUCCAAGGAAAGGAGACAGAAUAUACAAAGAAUUUAAAAAAUUCCAUUUUUAUUCUGAUGCUUACAGACCUUUGAAAUUCGCGUGCGAAGCUAUUAUAGAGGAGCAUGAAGACGAGAUAUUCUCACUUAUCGCCCAGGAGGCACACGACCUCGCUGACAAGCUGUGCAGUGAGAAAGCAGGACAGGAGACCCUGGAGCAGCGCGGAGCCCGCCCGGCAGACGUCCCUGGCGUGGUGCCCAAGCCACAGGGUGAGCCGCCCAGUCGUCGGGGCCCUCGGGAGCCCUCCACGGCUCCACACCGGCCCGCCUCCGGCGGGGGGCCCCCCUCCAACACGGUGAAGGAGGCCCCCGAGAUGGACUGGUUGGACAGGACAGUCCCCGCGGUCCCGCGGGUGCUGACGUGA
This is a messenger RNA of Puma concolor (puma), 465 nucleotides long. NCBI's taxonomy places the organism in Eukaryota, Metazoa, Chordata, Mammalia, Carnivora, Felidae. The record is from RefSeq and is a predicted model, not a curated record.